AUGCCCCUCGACGUUACGAUCGACUUCGCGGACCGCUUCGCUGGCGUCUUCAAGCUAUGCUGCGAGGGCAACGCGAGGGUGAUCGCAAUGAGUGCGGCCGAGCUGAGCGGUUCUCCAGCCGUUCGCAAGCUCUCCGGGAAGGUGGACGGUGAUGACCAUCAUGUGGCCACGGUGGCUGCCAUGAAGCAGGCGCUCACCAAUUUCAUGAUGGACGAGGCCCACCUGGACAAGGAUAAGAAGAGCGAGCUGGUGAAGAACCUCGGAUGCGUGUGUCACGUUGGCGCGCUCGAUAUGAGGCAGGCCCUGGUGGUGCCGCCAGGUUGGCUCGUGGCGACCGCCGCGCCCGUCGGGCCGACGCGCUUCCUCGGCGUGUCGGUCCCGUUCCUCGAUCCAACAGCCUGCGGCUUCCUGCGCCGCCUGCCCCCUGAUCUGGAGAUCCUCGACAAAUUACCGAAGGUCAAGGGCGAGGGUGACGUUAGGAUGUUGGCCGAUGGUGGUGCCGAGGAGAAUCGUGAUGAUAAGCCAGAUGCUGCUGAGGCUAAGCCAGAUCAGAAGCCUGAGGAUGAGCCACAGGAGCCUGCCGGGCUUGACGAUGAGGCUUCGCCCGGGGCAGAGGGCGCUGCGGAGAAGGCUGAGAAGUCUCAGGCUGAGUAGGGGCUCGCGCCGCCCGCGCCUGGGCCAAGCUGAGCGGCAGCUCAGCAGCUGAGCCCGUCCAAGACUGGUGUCCUAGGUCCUAG
Prorocentrum cordatum is the source of this 737-nucleotide messenger RNA. The record is from the annotation of a GenBank genome assembly. Lineage: Eukaryota; Dinophyceae; Prorocentrales; Prorocentraceae.